AUGUCCCGGUCCGCCCAUGACUCCCCCCGCCCCGCCUCCAAGGAGGGCAAGGCCAUGCACCCCGACCUCCUGAACGACAACAUCCUGAAGACGCAGUAUGCGGUGCGCGGCGAGCUGUACACCCGUGCCCAGGAGCUGGCCAAGUCUGGCGGGGAGGUGAUCUACACCAACAUCGGCAAUCCACAGCAGCUGGGGCAGGAGCCGCUGGUGUUCAACCGCCAGGUGCUGGCCCUGCUCCUCGCCCCCUUCCUGCUGGACCACCCGUCGGCCAGUGCGCUGUUCCCACGCGAGGCCAUCGACCGCGCGCGCGAGCUGCUGGCCGCCUUCGGCGGGCGCAUGGGCGCGUACUCGGACGCGCGCGGCGCGCCCGCCAUCCGCCAGCAGGUGGCCGCCUUCAUCGAGGCGCGGGACGGGCAGCCCGCCGACCCGGAGGACAUCUACCUCACCGACGGCGCGUCGGUGGGCGUCAAGUACGCUCUCAACGCGCUCAUCCGCGACGGCAACGACGGCAUCCUGUGCCCUAUCCCGCAGUAUCCGCUCUACUCCGCCGCCAUCCAGCUGUUCGGCGGCAAGCUGGUGCCCUACUACCCGGAGGAGGACGCGGGCUGGGACCUGAACCUGGAGGCGCUGCGUGGCGCAGUGAAGAAGGCGCGGGCGGAGGGCACCGUACUCCGCGCCCUGGCCUUCAUCAACCCAGGCAACCCCACGGGCCAGGUGCUGACGCGCGAGACGCUGCGUGAGCUCAUCGCCUUUGCCCACGACGAGGGCCUGGUGCUGCUGGCGGACGAGGUGUACCAGCCCAACAUCUACCAGGACGAGAAGCCCUUUGUAAGCGCCAAGCGCGUGCUGCGCGAGAUGGGCGAGCCCUGGGCCAGCUCCGUGGAGCUGGCCUCCUUCCACACCGUGUCCAAGGGCAUGCUGGGCGAGUGCGGCCUACGUGGAGGGUACGUGGAGUGGGUCAACAUCCACCCAGGCGCGCAGGCGGAGCUCUACAAGGUGGCCAGCGUCAACCUGUGCCCCAACACCGUCGGCCAGGCUACCGUGUCCCUCAUGGUGGCGCCGCCCACAGGCGACAGUGAGGCCGCGCGUCAGUACGCCAAGCAGUACGAGGACAGCCUGGCCAGCCUCAGGCGGCGGGCCCACGUAAUGACCGACGCUUUCAAUGGGCUGGAGGGCGCAUCCUGCAACUUCACCGAGGGCGCCAUGUACUCCUUCCCGCGCCUGCACCUGCCGGCGAAGGCCAUCCAGGCCGCCAAGGAGGCGGGCAAGGACCCCGACACCUUCUACUGCCUGGCCCUGCUGGCCGACACCGGCAUCGUGACCGUGCCCGGAUCGGGCUUCGGCCAGGUGGAGGGCACCUUCCACCUGCGCACCACCAUCCUGCCCCAGGAGGACGUCAUGCAUGAGUUCGUGGACAAGCUGAGGACCUUCCACAAGUCAUUCAUGGCCAAGUACAAGGACUGA
This is a messenger RNA of Auxenochlorella protothecoides, 1464 nucleotides long. RefSeq names its product putative alanine aminotransferase, mitochondrial. Bases 1 to 1464 code for a protein of 487 amino acids. NCBI's taxonomy places the organism in Eukaryota, Viridiplantae, Chlorophyta, Trebouxiophyceae, Chlorellales, Chlorellaceae. Gene Ontology annotation, molecular function: L-alanine:glyoxylate transaminase activity; L-alanine:2-oxoglutarate transaminase activity; glycine:2-oxoglutarate transaminase activity. The record is from RefSeq and is a predicted model, not a curated record. The transcript has 3 exons. Gene Ontology annotation, biological process: photorespiration; biosynthetic process.